GUCGAAACAGUAGCAAAGGACUGCCUCAGUCUACGAUUUCAUUUGAUGGAAUCUAUGCAAACAUGAGGAUGGUCCAUAUUCUUACAUCAGUUGUUGGCUCCAAAUGUGAAGUACAAGUGAAGAAUGGAGGUAUAUAUGAAGGAGUUUUUAAAACGUACAGCCCUAAGUGUGAUUUGGUACUUGAUGCUGCCCACGAGAAAAGUACAGAAUCCAGUUCGGGGCCAAAACUUGAAGAAAUCAUGGAGAGUAUUCUGUUCAAGUGUUCAGACUUUGUUAUGGUUCAGUUUAAGGAUAUGGACUCUAGUUACGCACGAAGAGUCCCUUCAGAAACAGAUGCUUUUACUGACUCUGCUCUCAGUGCUAAAGUGAACGGGGAACACAAGGAAAAGGACCUGGAGCCAUGGGAUGCCGGCGAACUCGCCACCACUGCUGAGGAGCUGGAGGCUCUGGAGAACGACGUGUCUAAUGGAUGGGACCCCAAUGAUAUGUUUCGAUAUAAUGAAGAAAAUUACGGUGUAGUGUCUACGUAUGAUAGCAGUUUAUCUUCAUAUACGGUGCCCUUGGAAAGAGAUAACUCUGAAGAAUUUUUAAAACGGGAAGCAAGGGCAAACCAGUUAGCAGAAGAAAUCGAAUCAAGUGCACAGUACAAAGCUCGGGUGGCCCUGGAAAAUGACGACAGGAGUGAGGAAGAAAAAUACACAGCUGUUCAGAGAAAUUCCAGUGAACGAGAGGGGCACAGCAUGAACACCAGGGAAAAUAAAUAUAUUCCUCCUGGACAAAGAAACAGAGAAGUCAUAUCCUGGGGAAGUGGGAGACAGAAUUCACCGAGGAUGAGCCAGCAAGGAUCGGCCUCCAUGUCAUCGAGAGCCACCUCACACACUUCAGAUUUCAACCCGAAUUCUGGUUCAGACCAAAGAGUAGUUAAUGGAGGUGUUCCCUGGCCAUCGCCUUGCCCAUCUCCUUCCUCUCGCCCACCUUCUCGCUACCAGUCAGGUCCCAACUCUCUUCCACCUCGGGCAGCCACCCCUACACGGCCGCCCUCCAGGCCCCCCUCGCGGCCAUCCAGACCCCCGUCUCACCCCUCUGCUCAUGGUUCUCCAGCUCCUGUCUCUACUGUGCCUAAACGCAUGUCUUCAGAAGGGCCUCCAAGGAUGUCCCCAAAGGCUCAGCGACACCCUCGAAAUCACAGAGUUUCUGCUGGGAGGGGUUCGAUUUCCAGUGGCCUAGAAUUUGUACCCCACAACGUGCCCAGUGAAGCAGCUACUCCUCCAGUGGCGAGGACCAGCCCCGCAGGGGGCACCUGGUCAGCAGUGGUCAGUGGGGUUCCACGGUUAUCCCCUAAAACUCACAGACCCAGGUCUCCUAGACAGAGCAGUAUUGGAAAUACUCCCAGUGGGCCAGUCCUUGCUUCUCCCCAAGCUGGUACCAUUCCGACAGAAGCUGUUGCCAUGCCUGUGCCCGCUGCCUCGCCUGCACCUGCCAGCCCAGCAUCCAACAGAGCGGUCACCCCGUCUACUGAGGCUAAAGAUUCCAGGCUCCAAGACCAGAGGCAGAACUCUCCUGCAGGGAAUAAAGAAAUUAGCAAGCCCAGUGAGGCAGCAGCUAGUUUUUCAAAAGCUGAAAAUAAAGGUAUUUCACCAAUUGUUUCUGAACACAGAAAACAGAUCGAUGAUUUAAAGAAAUUUAAGAACGAUUUUAGGUUACAGCCGAGUUCUGAUUCUGUGGAUCUACUGUUAAACAAAAAUAGAGAGGGAGAAAAAUCAAGAGAUAGCAUCAAAGACAAAACUGAGCCCAGCACUAAGGAGUCCUUCCUUGAGAGCAACAGCAGCACCUGCACCAGUGGAAGCAGCAAGCCCAGCAGCCCCAGCGCGUCCCCUUCGAUAAUUAGCAACUCUGAAUACAAAAGGGGGCCGGAGGUCACGUCCCAGGGGGUGCAGACGUCUAGUCCUGGGUGCAAACCAGAGAAAGAUGACAAAGAAGAGAAGAAAGACGCAGCAGAGCAAGUUAGGAAAUCCACAUUGAACCCCAAUGCAAAGGAGUUCAAUCCUCGGUCCUUUUCUCAGCCAAAGCCUUCCACAACCCCAACUUCACCUCGGCCUCAAGCACAACCGAGUCCAUCCAUGGUGGGCCAUCAGCAGCCAACUCCAGUCUAUACGCAACCUGUUUGUUUUGCACCAAAUAUGAUGUAUCCAGUCCCAGUAAGCCCAGGCGUACAGCCUUUGUACCCAAUACCCAUGACGCCCAUGCCCGUGAACCAAGCCAAGGCCUAUAGAGCAGGUAAAGUACCAAAUAUGCCCCAGCAGCGGCAGGACCAGCACCCCCAGAGCAGCAUGAUGCACCCAGCCUCCGCAGCAGGCCCACCCAUUGUUGCUACCCCUCCAGCCUAUUCCACACAGUACGUUGCCUACAGCCCUCAGCAGUUUCCAAAUCAACCUCUUGUUCAGCACGUGCCACAUUAUCAGUCUCAGCAUCCUCAUGUCUAUAGUCCUGUCAUUCAGGGUAACGCCCGGAUGAUGGCACCCCCAGCACAUGCCCAGCCUGCGCUCGUGUCGUCUUCAGCAACUCAGUACGGGGCUCAUGAGCAGACACAUGCGAUGUAUGCAUGUCCCAAAUCACCAUACACCAAGGAGACAAGCCCUUCUUUCUACUUUGCCAUUUCCACCGGCUCCCUUGCCCAGCAGUAUGCACACCCCAACGCCACCCUGCACCCACACACGCCACAUCCUCAGCCCUCGGCCACCCCCACUGGACAGCAGCAAAGUCAGCAUGGUGGGAGUCACCCUGCCCCAAGCCCUGUUCAGCACCAUCAGCACCAGGCGGCCCAGGCCCUCCAUCUGGCCAGUCCACAGCAGCAGUCGGCCAUCUACCAUGCGGGGCUCGCGCCAACACCCCCCUCCAUGACACCAGCCUCCAACACGCAGUCACCACAAAACAGCUUCCCAACAGCACAACAAACUGUCUUUACGAUCCAUCCUUCCCACGUUCAGCCGGCGUACACCAACCCACCCCACAUGGCCCAUGUACCUCAGUACAAGCCCACCACCAACAGCAGCUGUAAGGCUGCCCUGGAGGAAGCGAAAGGCCAGAUCCCCUCUGCCCUGCUACUGCUUCUACCAACCGGAAGCACAGAAAACUAGAAUCUCAUUGAUUUUGUUUUUAAAAAUACGUUGAUUUCUUGUAACAUCCAAUAGGAAUGCUAACAGUUCACCCUGCAGUGGAAGAAAUUGGACCGAAUAGCGGCAUUUAGGAACUUGUGGGCUAGUCCAUAAUUCCAUAUGCUGUUCAGCCCCUUGAGCACCCCAGCUCUCUGCUUGCUGAAACUGGAAGUUAUUUAUUUUCUAAUGAUCCUCUGACAGUCAUGAACACAUCAGCUAGCAAAAGAAGUAACAAGAGUGAUUCUUGCUGCUAUUACUGCAAAAAAAAAAAUUAUUAUAACAUAAAUCAAGACUUGGAACGCCCUUUUAUUAAACCUAAAAAAAAAAAGUUCAGUAAAUUCUUA
Echinops telfairi (small Madagascar hedgehog) is the source of this 3499-nucleotide messenger RNA. RefSeq names its product ataxin 2 (gene ATXN2). Gene Ontology annotation, cellular component: cytoplasmic stress granule. Gene Ontology annotation, biological process: cytoplasmic stress granule assembly. Gene Ontology annotation, molecular function: RNA binding. The transcript is spliced from 24 exons. NCBI's taxonomy places the organism in Eukaryota, Metazoa, Chordata, Mammalia, Afrosoricida, Tenrecidae. The record is from RefSeq and is a predicted model, not a curated record. The coding region runs from base 63 to 3137 and encodes 1024 amino acids.